GCGGCUUUGCGGGCGCUAAUGGGAGCAUGAUGAUCGAGGUGGUGCCGUUCUUCCAUAUCCUCGCGACGCACAUCGCGGCUGAGAUCGGCGAGGACCAUCCGCGCGAGAUCAUCGCGACGACGCUCGUCGCGUUCGCGUUCUCGUCCAUUCUCACCGGUAUCACGUUUUUCCUGCUCGGCGCGUUCAAACUAGGCGGCCUCGUCGGCUUCUUCCCGCGGCACAUCCUGGUCGGGUGCAUCGGCGGCGUGGGCGUGUUCCUCAUCAUCACCGGGCUGACGGUGAGCACGCGCAUGUCGGACGACGACUUUGCGCUCUCGCUCGAGACAUUCCGCUUCCUCGUCCUCGAGGCGGGCAACCUCGUGCUCUGGGCGCCUGCGUUCGUGCUCGCGGUCGUGCUCCGCGUGGUCACGCACCGGUGGGACCAUCAACUCAUUCUGCCGGCCUACUUCAUCGCACUCCCGGCCGUGUUCUACAUCGUCGUCGCGGUCGCGGGGCUCGAUCUCAAUGUGCUCCGGAAGGAGGGGUGGAUAUUCGACGUCGCGACGACGCAGGAGUCGUGGUACCAGUUUUAUACGUAUUUCGAUUUAUCUGCGACGAGGUUUGGGCCGCUGUGGUCGACGUUGCCCACGCAACUCGCCUUGCUGUUUUUCAACAUCUUGCAUCCGCCGCUCAACGUACCUGCGCUCGCGGUCUCGCUGAACGAGGACGCCAACACCGAUAAGGAGCUCGUCGCGCACGGAUGCUCGAACCUCGUCGCCGGUUUCCUGGGCACGGUUCCCAAUUAUUUGGUGUAUGUCAAUACCCUUUUGUUCUAUCGUGUCGGGGGCACCACUCGCUUGUCGGGCUUCAUGCUCGCGGGCGCGACGGCGCUGCUGUUGUUUAUCGGGACCGGACCCAUCGCAUACAUCCCCGUGAUGGUCGUGGCGGCGCUGAUAUUCGUGCUCGGGUUCGAUCUCGUAAAGGAGGCUCUCUGGGACACGCGCCACCGCGUUAGCACGUCCGAGUACGCGACGAUCGUGUGUAUCAUGGUCGCCAUGACCGUGUGGGACUUCGUGAUCGGGGUGUUGUUCGGGAUCAUCGUCAGCUGCCUGUUCUUCGUCGUGCAGAAUUCGCAGCGGCGGAGCAUACGCACGGUGCAUACGGGCGAGACGAUCAUGUCGACGGUGCGCAGACCGAGCGCGCACCGGGCGUAUAUCAGGGAGGUGUCGAAGCAGACGACGAUCCUUCGCCUGCAAGGCUUCCUCUUCUUCGGCACGAUCACACACGUGGAGGAGACGAUCCGCACCCUCGUCGCCGGGCCCGCGUGGGCGCGCAACCCCGUGCAGUUCCUCGUCGUCGACCUCUCGCUCGUCGCGGGCGUCGAUAUGUCCUCUGCCGAGGCGUUCAUGCGCGUGCAGCGCCUGCUCGCGGGGAAGCGCAUCGUGCUCGUGUUUUGUGGGCUCGUUGCGGGGAGCGGCGUGUACAAGGCGCUCGAGAGCAUCGGGCUGUUUGGGAUGGAGGGCGUGGAGCUGUUCGUGGCGCCGAACGAUGCGAUGGAAUGGACUGAAAAUGCGUAUCUGAGAGCGUGGCUCUUGGCCAACAGCGCGGAGACGAAGGCAGUCGCUCUUCCCGGCCGCCAAGGGGGCACGAAUCUAGAGCUGCACCAGUCCGUGUCUGGCUCGCCACGGCGCUCCCAUCUGCGAGACGCGGGAUGGCGCACGAUGGCACUCAGUAAGGCCGCCGGAUCGGACUUGGACUUCACGUCGCCCGACGCGACCGAGCCGCUGAACACGCUCGUGCAAGCCUUCUCCUCGUACGGCGCCGUCGACCGCGAGACGUUCCGCCCGCUCAUCGUGUACCUCGAGCGCCUGUCCGUCCCGCAGGGCCGCGUGCUGUGGGCGCAGGGCGCCGCGCCAGACGGGCUGUACAUCGUCGAGGCGGGCGUGCUGCGCGCGUCGUACCGCUUCGCGGAGCACGUGCCGCCGAUCGAGGAGUCGAUGGUGCCCGGCACGCUCGCGGGCGAGCUCUCCGCGCUCUCCGGCCUCGCGCGCAACGCGACCGUCGUCGUGGAGCGCGCGGCGGUGCUGUGGAAGCUGAGCGCGGAGAACCUGCGGCGGCUCGACGCGGAGCAGCCGGAGCUCGCGCGGACGUUUACGAAGCUGGUGCUAAAAUCCGCGAAAGUGGACUAUGAUAUCUUGCUGUCUGCUCUGGCGACUAGGCAGUGACGGCGUGCGUGUAAUCGAAUGUGUAUAGGGUGCGAGGUGCGGAGAUGGGAUAGAAGGGAUCUACGUUACCUAUAGUAGACAUCGUGGAGGACGGACAGCCUUAUUGAUGAGCCCAACUGUAUCAACUAACUUCAAUGUCGCGAGCAACCACUUGACUGCGUAGCAUAUGACAGCGGAUUCACGU
This is a messenger RNA of Heterobasidion irregulare TC 32-1, 2388 nucleotides long. It is a transcript of the gene SULTR1, whose product is annotated as sulfate transporter. Gene Ontology annotation, cellular component: membrane. The record is from RefSeq and is a predicted model, not a curated record. NCBI's taxonomy places the organism in Eukaryota, Fungi, Basidiomycota, Agaricomycetes, Russulales, Bondarzewiaceae. Bases 27 to 2204 code for a protein of 725 amino acids. The transcript is spliced from 17 exons.